GUAAGUUCGGUAAAUUUUAUAAGGAAUAGAAAUUUUAGUUUUCUUUUUCAGAUUAGAGAAACAGUUUGAACAGUUUUAUGAGUUUUGGUGGUGUUAAACAAGGUUGGGAAAUGGAGAAGAGGAUGGAUAAACAUGUGAAAAACCCUUCAACAACUGUGGAUAACACGACUCCAAAUCGUAAAAAAGAGCUUUCACUGGUUUGGGACCAUUUCAAGAAGACUAAGGACGCUCAAGCAGCGAUUUGCAACAGAUGUGGUAAGCUCUAUAAAACUUCCGGGAACACUAGCAAUCUAUUGGAUCAUUUAAAACGAGCACAUCCCGAAUAUCUGGAGGCUGGCAAGGUUGCUUCUACGACUUGUUUGGAUCGGUUCCUAAAGACUGACCUCACCUAUCAAAAUGGAUCAGCAAAAAAAACGGAGCUGGACAAGGCAGUAAUGAGAAUGAUCGCGGUGGAUGUCCAACCUUUUUCUAUUGUAGAAGAUAGGGGAUUCUGUGACUUAGUUCGAAAACUAGACCCGAGGUACAAGCUACCCAGUAAAACCCAUCUCAGGAAUGUUGUUCUGCCACGUGACUAUGAAUGUUUGAAAUUAAAGUUAAAGGAGGAUUUAAAUUACGUUGACAAUGUAUCCAUAACUACUGAUUGUUGGACCUCGCGUGCUAAUGAAGGAUAUCUCACUAUAACGUGCCACUUCAUUAACGAACGUUAUGAACUAAAAUCAGCAGUUUUGUCCACGCAAAAACUAGUAGAUGCAACUAACCACUGCGCAAGUAAUAUUGCCGACUCACUCAGCGCCGUUCUUAAUGAAUGGAACCUUUUAAAUAAGGUAGUAACGAUUGUAACAGACAACGACGCGUCUAUGAAAAAAGCGUGCGAAAUAAUGAGAAUCAAACAUUUGCCAUGUGUCUCGCAUACUAUUAAUCUUUUGGUGCAAGAUCUCCUGAAAACAGAUUCAAUAGUACCCUUACUAGCAAAGUGUAAGAGGAUCGUAGCGUUUUUUAAAUCGAGUUCAAUCGCAACAGAAAAACUAAAAAAUGCACAAACUUCAGAGUCACGCUAUGGACUUUUACAAGAAGUUCCAACGCGUUGGAAUAGCGCAUACUUUAUGAUUCAACGGAUUAUUUUGGUAAAUGACUCGAUUUCUGCAGUGCUUCUAAACUCAACCAAGGCUCCAAGUCCAUUAUCAGCCGACGAAAUGAUUAUUUGA
Molecule: messenger RNA, 1205 nt
Organism: Drosophila santomea
Lineage: Eukaryota; Metazoa; Arthropoda; Insecta; Diptera; Drosophilidae
Product: E3 SUMO-protein ligase ZBED1-like
Exons: 2
Coding region: 78-1205 (375 amino acids)
Molecular function (GO): DNA binding
Source: RefSeq, a predicted model, not a curated record